This is a messenger RNA of Myripristis murdjan (pinecone soldierfish), 2481 nucleotides long. RefSeq names its product protocadherin alpha-8-like. The transcript is spliced from 2 exons. The record is from RefSeq and is a predicted model, not a curated record. Lineage: Eukaryota; Metazoa; Chordata; Actinopteri; Holocentriformes; Holocentridae. Gene Ontology annotation, biological process: homophilic cell-cell adhesion. The coding region runs from base 1 to 2481 and encodes 826 amino acids. Gene Ontology annotation, cellular component: plasma membrane. Gene Ontology annotation, molecular function: calcium ion binding.
AUGCCACGACAAGAGAAUUUUUUUUCAUGUUUGAUAUAUUAUUUUUUUCCUGUAUUCCACAUAUGGGGUGUCGCAGCAGCACACAUUGUGUAUUCUAUUUCGGAGGAAUCGAGCCCGGGUACCACUGUGGGACAUUUAGCGAAAGAUUUGCAUCUAGACAUGCAGGAAUUGGGAACUCGAGGCUUUCAGAUUUCUGGACCUAAUAUGAGAUAUUUCGAAGUAAAUGUUAAGACUGGGAUUCUUGUGGUAAAAGAGAGAAUAGACAGAGAAGAGUUGUGCUCUCGGAAUGCGAAGUGUUCUCUAGAACUGGAAGCCAUUGUAAACUCUCCUUUGAAUCUCUAUCGCUUUGAAGUUAAUAUCUUGGAUGUAAACGACAACGUACCCUCUUUUCGAAUACCUAGAUUAAUACUGAAUGUGUCUGAAUCAGCUUUUCCAGGGGAAAGGUUUACUUUACCAAACGCCUAUGAUGGAGAUGUAGGCAGUUACUCGGUUAAAGGCUACAAGCUGAGCCAAAAUGAACAUUUCUCCCUGGAUGUGCAGAAUGGUGGGGAGCAGAGUAUGUCUGCCGAAUUAGUCUUGCAGAAAGCCUUAGACCGAGAGAAACAGUCUGUUAUUAAACUAACACUGACUGCUGUAGAUGGAGGAAAACCUCCUAAAUCAGGAACGAUACAAAUCAUUAUUAAUGUGCAAGAUGUUAAUGAUAACAUUCCCAUCUUUAGCAAGCCGUUGUACAAAGCCAGCGUGCCUGAAAACACGCCGCAUGGUGGGACUGUGAUUACUGUGCAUGCUCAGGAUUUAGAUGAAGGUCUAAACGGAGAUAUUGUAUACUCAUUUAUUAACCACGACAAUAAUGACAUUUUUGGGAUGUUUUCUAUUAAUUCGACGUCCGGGGAGAUUACGGUAAACGGUGAGUUGGAUCACGAACAAAAUAACGCAGUUGAAAUUAGGGUCCAAGCGACAGACAAAGGAUCAACUCCAAGAGCCUCUCACUGUAAAGUGCUUGUGGAAAUCACCGAUGUCAAUGAUAAUCCACCUGAAGUAUCAGUCACAUCAUUUAUAAACGUAGUAAGGGAAGAUGCGUCCCUAGACACAAUGGUUGGACUUAUAACCGUGAAAGAUAACGACGCAGGUAAAAAUGGCGUUGUUCAAGUCAGAUUGGUUGAUUCUGGGCCGUUUACAAUUAAGAAUACGUAUAAAAAUCAUUAUUCUUUAGUGGUAGAUGGUCAUCUAGACAGAGAAAUGGUUUCUCAAUAUAAUGUGACAAUAAUAGCUGCAGACGAAGGGACCCCACCUCUUUCUGGCACUAGCGUUAUUACAGUACACGUUUCUGAUGUCAAUGACAACGCACCUCAUUUUACAUCAACUGUGAUAAAUAUUUUGGUUAAGGAGAACAGUCCAGUCGGUGCUGUUAUCCAUACCAUGGCUGCACAGGAUGCUGACGCAGACGAAAAUGCAAAAGUAACAUUUUCUAUAAUCGAUGGCAAUGCUAAAUCUGUUCAGAUAGCAUCAAUGGUAAACAUCAACUCAGAGACUGGGGAAAUGGUCAGCCUGCAGUCUUUUAACUAUGAGGAGUUAAAGACGUUCCACUUUAAAGUUCAGGCCACAGACUCUGGUGUUCCUCCGCUCAGCAGCAACGUGACUGUCAACGUUUUCAUCCUGGAUGAGAAUGACAACAGUCCCGGGAUCCUCGCGCCCUAUUCUGAGCACGGCUCCGUUAACAGUGAGAACAUUCCCUAUUCUGCUGAAGCGGGCUACUUUGUGGCCAAGAUCAGGGCUGUGGACGCCGACUCUGGCUACAAUGCGCUGCUUUCUUAUCACAUCUCUGAGCCCAAGGGGAGCAACCUGUUCCGAAUCGGAACCAGCACCGGGGAAAUCAGGACUAAGAGGCGAAUGAGUGACAAUGACCUGAAAACUCACCCGCUGGUGGUGCUGGUUUGUGAUAACGGAGAGCCCUCCCUGUCAGCCACUGUGUCUAUUGAUGUGGUGGUGGUUGAGAGCACAGCUGACAUCCAGACUCAGUUCAGACAUGUACCGAUGAAUGAGGAGAGCUUCUCCGAUUUAAACCUGUAUUUGCUGAUCGCCAUUGUGUUGGUGUCAGUGAUCUUUCUGCUGAGCCUCAUCAGUUUAAUAGCUGUGAAAUGCCACAGGACAGAUGGCAGCUUCGGCAGGUAUGGCGCCCCAAUGAUUACCACCCACCCUGACGGGAGCUGGUCUUACUCUAAAUCGACUCAGCAGUAUGACGUGUGUUUCAGCUCAGACACACUGAAGAGUGAUGUGGUGGUUUUCCCCGCGCCGUUUCCGCCUGUAGAUGCGGAGCUGAUCAGUAUUAAUGGAGGAGACACUUUUAACAAGACUCAGACUUUACCUAAUAAAGAGAAGCCACGGAUUCCAUCCUUUCCCAUCCGCCGAGGAUACAAAGCCAGGGCAUCCCAAGAGGGAAGUAUCCAAAGCCUGCCUGCUCUUCCUGAUAGCUUUGUUUAG